Messenger RNA from Cloeon dipterum, 1654 nucleotides. It is a transcript of the gene Mppe, whose product is annotated as Metallophosphoesterase. The coding region runs from base 156 to 1205 and encodes 349 amino acids. The transcript has 6 exons. Gene Ontology annotation, molecular function: hydrolase activity. Lineage: Eukaryota; Metazoa; Arthropoda; Insecta; Ephemeroptera; Baetidae. The record is from RefSeq and is a predicted model, not a curated record. Gene Ontology annotation, biological process: GPI anchor biosynthetic process. Gene Ontology annotation, cellular component: endoplasmic reticulum.
CCCAUGUGACCCUGACACACCUCCUUCGCAUUCGCUCCAGCGCAAAUCUGAAAUCUGCCCGUCGAAAAUGAUUGCCCUCUAAAUUAACUGAACAAAGUGCAUGGAAUCUACUCAAUUUCGGGUCAGGUCGAACCUGACAACGCUACUCGAACGUAAUGAAGUUAAAGCUGUCGAGGUUUUUGCUGCACAGGAGAAAGAAGAAGCUGUUUUUCGGCUUCAUCUUUAUUAGCCUGAUCUCAGUUGAGUUUUUCACGUACUUCCUGCAAACUUUGUCAUGGAUAAGAGUCGAGUGUGCAGACCAAACCGCGGACGAGGAGUGUGUCAAGCUCCUUUUCGUCGCAGACCCGCAGCUCAUCGGGGAGGAGCACGAAAAUGCAGCUCGAUACAUAGGCAGCAUUUGGGACAGUGACAGGUACAUCAAACGUACAUUUUCUUACGCCAUGGGUCACGUUCGUCCAGACGCAGUAAUAUUCCUCGGAGACUUGUUGGACGAGGGCAGCACUGCGUCCGAAGAUGAAUUCGAGCGAUACGUCGACAGAUUUAAAUGGGUGUUCCCCGAGUCUGACAUCCCUUUUAUUAUCCUUCCUGGGGACAAUGACAUCGGGGGAGAAGGAGAUCCGAUCACUCACCAGAAAAUAAGACACUUUGAUCAGUAUUUUGGGCAGCCAGAUGUCGUGCGAGUCAAAGGAAUCGUUUUUUACAAGGUCAACAGAAUGCGUUACCAUUUCCCAAAGAACAAAUUGCCGCUCUCGGAGAAUGAGACAAAAAUUUUGCUCAGCCACCUGCCCUUGCUCACCCACCCUAGUCCUUUUAUAGAUCAUCUGAUUGAAAAGUUUGAGCCGAAUUUAAUUUUUUCUGGUCACGAGCAUACUGCCGUUCAUCUCAGCAUCGUUCAAGGCCAACGUCUGGGCAGGACUGAGGUGCUGAUCGACCCCAUCGAACUGGAACUAGACCAGUUCCAAGUCAUUAAUGAAAUUAUGGUGCCAACCUGCUCAUACCGCAUGGGAACAACCGAGAUUGGCUUUGCUGCCGCAGCUAUUAAUUUGAAGACUCAAAGAGCAACGGUGUACGUUUUGCCGCUGCCCGACCGAUUCCGGCAGCUCUUCUUCUACGUCGGAGUGAUCAUCGUUUUAAUACUCCACUACGCAGUGAUCGCCGUUUACAUAUUUUUUAAAAAGUACUUCCGGCGCUGUCUUUACCUGUAGCCGUGGGAGACGCGAUCAAUAACAAUAGUCAUUGUCUAAAAAUAUAUUAUGAUAUACAUGUAUUAAAAAAUACCAACAAACCGUGCCAGUCGUAGAACUUGCGUCUAAGUCAGUCCAAGUAGAGUUCUUCCAAGCCCUCAGAGAAUAUUAAUAAUAAUAAUAUACUUACAAUCCGCAGAGAUGCCAAAGACCCCCCCCCCCCCAGAGCGUAUUCAAGAACAGAUUUUUCCAUCCUGUAACUCAAGUUCCGGAAAAAAUCUUUCUGCCUAUUUCUAGGUUUUGAUAGUUUAAAGUAUGAAGCCCAGAGGAAGCAUAAUUAAAAAUUUUUACUGUCAAAAUUGCAGCAAUUCACCAGUUGCAUAAACCCUAAGUGUUCGAAGCCGCCAACAGAUGGCGCCACCGUAGACUUUCGAUUUUAAUGCACUUCCGCUGCGAUUUCAGACUCAAUC